AGGAAUUUUCCAUUCAAACGUUCAUUCAAAGUUGCUCGUCGUGGAAGGUUCUAGAAUACGGAAUCUCAUUAAAAUAUUUGAACGAUUGCUGCUCAUUUUCUGAGGUCUCUUGCGCUCCAGGUCUGAACUUCCUUUACUGAUCACUGCAAGAAGCUCUCAUCAAACUCAACCUUCAUCUCAUUCCUGAAUUCCUCACUUCAAAAUGUCUCAGCAAAUCAGCCUCCCUGCCAAACUGAUUAAUGGUGGCGUUGCUGGCAUCGUUGGGGUCACUUGCGUGUUUCCCAUCGAUUUGGCCAAGACCAGACUCCAGAACCAGAGACAAGGCCAGCAAGUCUACAAGAGCAUGAUUGACUGCCUCAUCAAAACAGUGCGAUCUGAGGGAUACUUUGGCAUGUAUAGAGGCGCUGCGGUUAAUCUUACCCUGGUCACUCCUGAGAAGGCCAUCAAACUGGCUGCCAAUGACUUCUUCCGGUGCCACCUUUCCAAAGAUGGGAGAGGGCUGACUGUAUUUAAAGAGAUGUUGGCUGGAUGUGCUGCGGGCAUGUGCCAGGUUAUCAUCACUACUCCUAUGGAGAUGCUGAAAAUUCAACUACAGGAUGCUGGGAGACUAGCCACUCAGCAGAGAAAACCAUGCAUCAUUCCUCCCAAUAGACUGGCGACCACAAACACAGUGUUGAGCCGCUCCUACAAUGUGGUGCCCAACACCUCACCUCACCCAUCUGCCACCCAGAUCGCAAGAGAGUUACUGCACACUCAAGGCAUUCAGGGGCUCUACAAAGGCUUUGGUGCAACACUAUUGAGAGAUGUACCUUUCUCGGUCAUCUACUUCCCUCUCUUUGCAAAUUUGAACAAGCUGGGUAAGCCCUCCCCUGAUGAGGCUGCACCAUUUUAUUGGUCAUUCAUCUCUGGAUGUGUCGCAGGCUCCACAGCUGCUGUUGCCGUUAACCCAUGUGAUGUGGUCAAGACCAGGCUGCAGUCUCUAAGCAAAGGAGCUAAUGAGGAAACCUACAGUGGCAUAAUUGACUGUUUCGGCAAGAUCAUGAAGCGAGAAGGGCCAUCUGCUUUCCUGAAGGGAGCAUGCUGCAGGGCUCUAGUCAUCGCGCCACUGUUCGGUAUCGUACAGGUCAUGUACUUCAUCGGCGUGGGAGAGUUUAUCAUGAGCCAGUCCUCCCUAAAGCUAAUCUCUGACAGAACAGACCCCAGUACUUCUCAGAGUGUGGCAGCUACACAACCAACUGUACAUUUACAAGAGAAGAUAAACAUUAAUCAAGAUGGUAGAGUUGUCGAGAGAACGACAACUUCUACUCUGGUUAAGUUACUGUGAGUUUUUUUCCAGCCUUACCACACUUCCUCUAUGGUUUACAGGCUUAUUUGAUGGGCUGUGGCCAGAGUUUUGCACUUAUUGGUAAGGAUAUGUCUGGAGGAGAGCGCUUGACGUGCUUACGUUUUCUUGAAGCAUAUGUGAAGGUUUCCCCUCAAUGAGGGAGACUGGUGUCACUGUAAUGACACUGUUUUUCUUGACACUUUUUUUUCAUCUAUCUACAAUUCUUUUUGUAUUAAUUUUUUUUUAGUUUUUUUUUCCCCUACUCCGAAUUCAUUUAUUUCUGUUCCUGUCACUGUUUUCAGUGUCUAAACAAUUGGGUUACUUAAUGCUUUUGAAGCUUUCAGACCUUGUAACUCUAAAUUGUUCAUAGUUUUAGGGAAUGCCAUUGACUUUCAUUCCAUCAGAUGCACAUCGCGGUCCAUUUCAGUUUCUGAGCUGAUUUUGGUGAAGGUACAACAAGUUGCAGUCUAAAAUGAAGUAUGCAAUGGCUACCUAAAACAGCCUAACAUUUGAUGCAUAUCGUAUUUAUGCAAUUAUUUAAGACGUGCGUUUAUUUUUCUUUUCUGUUACAUGGACCAGCAUGUAUUACAACUGUAGCUUCCAGGGAUUUCUGAUCCCAGAGCGUAGGUCAUUAUUUUCAGGUCAUGUGUUUGCCUUAAUUAUCAUGAAAGACAAACUCUUCACAAAGUUUGAGGGACCUGGCCUUGAGCAAAAGGCUGUAUGUUUCAGUGCUGCGAUUGUUUGAUGACAGUAUUAACAUCUUCCUACAAUGACGCCUCAAUGCAACAUGUAUUAAUUUCUGUUUAAUGCAAUGGUCUAAUUCAACAUUACAAAAAUGAAUAAAAAUAAAUCAAAUGUUUGAGCGCUGUUUUAAUGUUGCCCAAUGACCAUAGUUUCUUGUUUCAAAGCCAUUUACAUGCAACACGAUGCUAUGAAACAGUUAA
Molecule: messenger RNA, 2268 nt
Organism: Sinocyclocheilus rhinocerous
Lineage: Eukaryota; Metazoa; Chordata; Actinopteri; Cypriniformes; Cyprinidae
Product: mitochondrial glutamate carrier 1-like
Exons: 10
Coding region: 203-1324 (373 amino acids)
Biological process (GO): aspartate transmembrane transport; malate-aspartate shuttle; L-glutamate transmembrane transport
Molecular function (GO): L-aspartate transmembrane transporter activity; L-glutamate transmembrane transporter activity
Source: RefSeq, a predicted model, not a curated record